CUUGCCGCAUUCAUGCCUCUUGUUCACUACAACUGCUCGAAACACCUGAGAUUCUUCCUGUGCGCUGUAUUUGCUCCUGUUUGCUCAGAGCAUGUAGCAAUGCAGAUACCAGCAUGCAAGCCACUUUGCUUAUCUGUCAGACGGGAUUGCGAGCCCGCCUUGACGAGUCUCACCCUGCCCUGGCCAAAUAUGUGGGACUGCGACCGAUUCUCCGAUAGCGGCAAUGCUCUCUGCGUGCAGCCACCUAGUGAGGAAAGCCUUCCAGAGCCGGUGUCACCGGUUAUACCACCACUUCGUCCACCCUGGGCUGGUAUCAAGACUCUUCCAGCUGCUAAAGAUCAUCAUCAGUGUCCACCUCACUUCGUACAGACGCCCUUCACUGAUACCAUAUCGUGCACUCCACGCUGCGACGCCGACGCUUAUUACCGCGCCGAAGACAAACGCUUCGCGGUCCGUUGGAUGACCGGAUGGGCAUGGCUCUGCUUCCUCUCAACGCUCUUCACCCUUUUGACAUUCUGGGUGGAUCCGUCUCGCUUCCGCUACCCGGAACGACCGAUCGUCUUCCUGGCACUGACCUACAACCUCCUGUCGAUCCUCUUCAUAAUCCGCGGAGCCGUGGGCGCGGACAUCUUGAGCUGCGCACACCAAGAGGAUGGCCCCAGCUACGUACCGGUGCACGAUGGUCUCCGCAGUGUGCCCUGCACAGUGUGGUGGCUCCUCAAGUACUACCUCGCCCUCUCCAGUGGUGUAUGGUGGACAAUUCUGUGCGGCUGCUGGUUACUCAGCGCCCGGAACGAGUGGAGCAGCGAAGCAUUGCACAAUAUAGCUCCUUAUCUUCACGCAACAGCCUGGGGGCUGCCACUGUUCCUCGUUGCCGGGAGUUUAAUAUCCCGGAACAUCAGCGCUGACGAGCUCACUGGUCUGUGUCAAGUAUCCGACGAGUCAGCGCUGUGGCUCGAGGUUCUGCCACUCGGGAUGUUCCUUAUCCUGGGAUGCGCAUUCGGUGGAGUAGCUGGUGCUGCCCUGGUACGCGUCCGAAGGGCAGUCAAGGCCGCUGGUAGGAGCGCUACUAAACUCGAGAGACUCAUGACCCGAUUAGGGGUAUUUGCCCUUCUCUACGCACUACCCGCAUUCGGGGGUCUUGCUUGCGCCCUCCAUGAGGCCUCGGUAAGACCUAGGUGGAGGACACUCGCCCUCCUGGCGGCCCUCGAUUGUCGAGCAGCCCAAAACUGCGCACCGGGACCCGUUUACAGUGCAGCAGGACUCGAAGUCGCUCUUUUGAGGGUUUUUCUCAGUCUCGUUAUUGGAAUCACCUCCGGGAUGUGGGUAUGGUCAGGAAAGACCUGCAGGGCAUGGAGCAAACUCAUCGCUGCACCUAGUAAACCACCCAGGUCGUCCCAGGUUGGACAGCACAUCGGGAGGGGCGGCUUCCAGGGGAUCAAGACUGAUACCCUCAAUUUCGCUUGAAGGCACGGCCCUUUGGCGUGUACAUAGCUUGUAAAUAUUGUAUAUUUUUGAUGGACAAUAAAGUUAAUGAAUAAUUUUUUUUAUAUUCUCAAGCAA
Messenger RNA from Fopius arisanus, 1563 nucleotides. RefSeq names its product frizzled-9-like. Gene Ontology annotation, biological process: non-canonical Wnt signaling pathway; canonical Wnt signaling pathway. Lineage: Eukaryota; Metazoa; Arthropoda; Insecta; Hymenoptera; Braconidae. The annotation marks the transcript as partial. Gene Ontology annotation, molecular function: Wnt-protein binding; Wnt receptor activity. The transcript has 3 exons. Gene Ontology annotation, cellular component: plasma membrane. The record is from RefSeq and is a predicted model, not a curated record.